This is a messenger RNA of Chaetomium fimeti, 567 nucleotides long. RefSeq lists its product as uncharacterized. The coding region runs from base 1 to 567 and encodes 188 amino acids. Gene Ontology annotation, cellular component: EMC complex. Lineage: Eukaryota; Fungi; Ascomycota; Sordariomycetes; Sordariales; Chaetomiaceae. The record is from RefSeq and is a predicted model, not a curated record. Gene Ontology annotation, biological process: protein folding in endoplasmic reticulum. The transcript is spliced from 3 exons.
AUGUCCGCCGUCGCAACCAAUUCUCUGCCCACGUGGGCAGAAGGUCUCCAGAACCCGCCGGCACACAAGUCGAAGCAGGCCGGGAUUCCCGACCCCCCGGGGUACCCUUCGUCGCAAUCGCCGUCCGGCUCCAAGAAGAAGGAUGCCAAGGACAGCAAGACCGCCCCGCGAAAGGCGCCGACACCCGAGGAGAUGGAUACGUUGAAGCUCAAGAAGGCCUGGGAGGUGGCGUUGGGCCCCAUAAAGAGCCUUCCUAUGACGGGCAUCAUGAUGUACAUGUCGGGAAACUCGCUGCAGAUCUUCAGCAUCAUGAUGGUGUUCAUGGCCUUCAAGAACCCCAUCAUGGGCAUUCUGGGCACCAACCAGGCCUUCGAGCGUUUCGAGACGGAGAGCAACCGAGCCAAGAUGCUUCAGGUCAAGCUGGCGUACGUGGCCAUGCAAGCGGUUGCGUUGGCACUCGGGAUAUGGAAGAUCAACGGGAUGGGGUUGCUACCAACAACGAGAUCGGACUGGCUUGCCUGGGAAUCCCAGCGCGAAGCCGUGGAGCAUGCGGUGUCGGCGUUAUAG